Molecule: messenger RNA, 415 nt
Organism: Amphimedon queenslandica
Lineage: Eukaryota; Metazoa; Porifera; Demospongiae; Haplosclerida; Niphatidae
Exons: 2
Coding region: 85-390 (101 amino acids)
Source: RefSeq, a predicted model, not a curated record
GCAUAAAAUUAAUUAAAUUCAUGAAACACUCCAUGACCGACUGGACCAAUAAAUAUUAAUGGUUAAUUGGUUAUUGUAGAUAAGAUGGCGGCUUGUAGCUUUAAUAACAGCAUCUAUGAUAACAGUGAUGAUAAUCAGGACAACACCUUCGUUCUAAGUACUUUCUUAGAGGUUGUUGAAGCUAUUCCACUUGCUAAAAGGUGGCAUUUCACUCCUAAUGCUUCUGAUAUGUUGCAAACAGCUGCAAAUGUAACUAGAUGCAUGACAGAUCCGGAGAAUAAUCACCAGCUAAGUGCAUUUUGUGGAGCUCUUGGUGGCAAAUUGAACCUCUGUUUUAAAUGCAGACAUGGAAAGUUUGACAAAGAUGCCAUGUGGGGUCUAUAUCACUAACUUCGCACUUCAGAUACCUUUAUAA